This is a messenger RNA of Cladophialophora carrionii CBS 160.54, 879 nucleotides long. RefSeq lists its product as uncharacterized. The record is from RefSeq and is a predicted model, not a curated record. NCBI's taxonomy places the organism in Eukaryota, Fungi, Ascomycota, Eurotiomycetes, Chaetothyriales, Herpotrichiellaceae. The transcript has a single exon. The coding region runs from base 1 to 879 and encodes 292 amino acids.
AUGAGGAAACCAUCUAUUCCAGAGUUGAUUUACCAGAAGACCUUUCCCAAGCCGAAGCAAGGCGAUCCAGUCUCAUUCUAUGCACAUGUGCAACGCUAUAUUGUGGGUGAGGUCCGUGUUGAAGUCCAGAAUUUCUAUGGCGCCCUCGAUACCCUUGAAGCCCAGUAUCCCGGUCUCGACUACUGCUUUCCCCCUCAUCGCCGCCGACUAUCGAGGUACCCCUGGCAUAGACGCCUGUUCCGUGUGUUCGAUGAACUGGGCUUGACCGGCAACGAGAUAUUGAAUCUGUGCCAGUGGGAGGGAACCAGAGCUGCAAAGGAAAGAUAUGAGCGCGAGGCAGGAGUACAAGUAAGGACAACCACCGCCGACGAAGUCGUGGCAGCGGUCCCGGGAAACGGCCCAAUUGCAAUCUUCGAGGAUUUGUCUCGGCCAGCGUCUGUGGGUUCCACAUCUUUGAGCAACCAUACGUUAGUUGGCGCUCUAGGGAAAGAGGGAGAUAAGUCUGGCGACGUUGAAGACCCUCCGUCACCGCCCGAAGACGACGUUAUCGACCUACUACGGUCCGCGAUACAGUCUCGCCUCCUAGGGGACUCUAUGUCCCUUGAUCACGCUCGAGAGCAGUGGCUGAAGGAGAUCCUGGACGGACGUGGCGAGAUUGACGUGGAUGCAAUCAUGGCCGCAAUCGAGACUUUGGAGCCCGAGACCAUUGGCGUUCCUCAGCAGGCAGAUGAGACGGACGAUGCAAUGUCACGCUCACCCACUCCUCAGUCACCGGGCCUCGCUUAUGAUACCACCACUCCUCUUGACCGGGCAGUAGCCGAUCUCCGUCGCGUUCAGUCACUCUUCCUCCAGAGAUCACAAACAGAAGCAGCCAGGUGA